Parus major (Great Tit) is the source of this 1101-nucleotide messenger RNA. RefSeq names its product cyclin I family member 2 (gene CCNI2). The record is from RefSeq and is a predicted model, not a curated record. Gene Ontology annotation, biological process: regulation of cyclin-dependent protein serine/threonine kinase activity; mitotic cell cycle phase transition. Gene Ontology annotation, molecular function: cyclin-dependent protein serine/threonine kinase regulator activity. Lineage: Eukaryota; Metazoa; Chordata; Aves; Passeriformes; Paridae. Gene Ontology annotation, cellular component: cyclin-dependent protein kinase holoenzyme complex; cytoplasm; nucleus.
CUGUACUUAUCUUUUAAUUUUUCCUUCCCCUCAAGGCACAGAAAUCUCUCUCUGUCAGGUUACAAAAAAGCAGUUGUCUGGAUUGCAGAAAUCAGCUCCCAGUUCCAGUUUUACCCAAAAACAUUUGCUUUAGCCACCAGCAUCUUCAACAGGCUGUUGGUAUCAGUAAAGGCCCAAUUAAAAUAUCUGCAGUGCAUUGCCAUUUCCUGCCUUGUCCUUGCAGCAAAAAACAAUGAAGAUGAGGUAAUACCAUCAGUGCAGAUGCUAGAGAUGCAGAGCAGAUGUAAACACUCUCCAGCUGACAUGUUAAGAAUGGAAAGAGUUACACUGGAUAAGCUUCAGUGGGAUCUUUACACAGCAACACCAAUGGAUUUCUUACACAUUUUCCAUGCCAUGGUGAUGUCCAGCUGGCCCCAUCUCCCACCCAGACUGCCUUAGAGGAAUCCUUCCCUCCACGUUGCACUCUUGACCAAGCAGCUGCAGCACUGUAUGGCCUGCCACCAACUCGUGCAGUUUAAGGGCUCCACGUUGGUUUUGGUGAUCAUCACUUUGGAACUGGAGAGGCAGACUCCUGGUUGGUUUCCUGUUAUUACUGAUCUGCUAAAAAAAGCACAGGUGAACAGUACCAAAUUCAUCCACUGCAAAGAGCUUGUGGAUCAAGAGUUAAUGUGCUUGCAGCCACCCAAUACUGUUUUUAUUUUCUAUCAUAGCCAAGCUGUGCAGGGCCAUCCCAAGACAAGGCUACCCUGCCAUCACCCUUCUGAAAGGAAGAGUUCCCAUCAGGGGAGGUAGAGGGUUGCUGUAAGCCAGCCUGUUUCAGCACCUUUCACACCAAGUAAAGCCCAAAUUCCUGAUCAAACCAUUGGGACUCAAGAGUGCUUCAGACACCUGCACAGUGAGGGUGGGGAAGUGAGCGCUGGGAGGAUGAACACAGGGGGCUCAUGCCCACAACAGAGCUGCCUGUCCUCCCUUACAGCCAACCAAAAAGGACUGGUGGAGAAUUAUUGCCUUGGAAGCAGCUCCUGCAGAACCAGCAGGUCCCAGCAAACACAACAGCCAAAACAACAGGGCAAAAGUGUCUCUGUGCUUCUCAGAGGAUAA